GAACUUUAUAGUAUCAUCAGUGAAGAGGAUAUUUUGAUUUUCGACCUCAAAAUCGAAAAAUGACGGGUUACGUAGCCCGAGAUUUUAUAUUUUAGCGGGCUGGACUCGAGCGCUCUCUAUCUCGUUCGUCUUUCUACCGCUUCGCGGCGUAUCGCCUCACGUCUUGCGCUCCCACCACGCUGGCUUUCUCGCACCAAAAUCCACAUAUAAAAAUCAUUGGGCAAAUGCAGUCCGCGCGGAGUUCGGUGCUAAGCUCCGGCUCACCCAAUCAAAAAGAAGUUCGCAUCAGCCAAUGCGAACUUCCUAUUUUCACGCGUGCCUUGGGCAUCUUGACCUACGGCACGUGCCGGAAUUCAAACAUAAUUUAUGGCUUUUUAAUAGGUGAUGAGGUGUGAAAUCACAGUCCUUGUUUAUGUACUUGCUCCUAUUGUUAGCAGGUGUCAGACGAGCUGUCAUCACCUGAUAAAAAUCUUGUUCACACCUCAUAAAUCUCCCCUUUGAUCCACCUGAUCGGCGGCAUCCUUUUGCGGUAGUUCUGCGAAUUCUAUGUAACCGAUUAAGGAAGUAAAUGUGUUAGAGUUCAGAAGCUAAAUAAGUCGGAGUAUAGUCGGGAAAAUCAAUUCUGUACCGUCUUGGCAUACGAAAGCCCAGGCCUGUAGUUCAGAAUCGAAGGCACCAAGUGUACACAUAAAAAAAAUUCGAAAAUUUUUUUUUUUCGUACAUUGUGCUAUUGUAUAUUAUGGGAGGGGGGGUGACAGACAUAAUUUGUUGAUUUUUAUUAACAUUUGACAUCGAAUCUUGUCAGAAAUUGUGGGAUAUUGUGGGGACGUUAAUACCAUCACAUCCGAAUUUUUCAAUUUGGCAAUGGUGAGAAUGUUUGACUUGAAUGUUAAUCGUGACGAUUAAAAUAUUAUUAUGCAACUUCCCUCUGCGGUAUACCUAUAUGGUUGUACCCAGCCAUCAACCCUAUAAACAAGAAGUGGCUCAUGUGCAUAACACCACAGACGACCAUUACGCGAAGAAGUAGGAAGUAUUGUUUCGCAAACACGCGUGUGAAUAACUGAAUCGCAGUAUAUCACAAAAAAAUAAAAUUUCAGAAAGAUGUGACCCAGGUCAGUUUCUCUAAAUUACACCGAUCGCAGGGAAUUUCGCAGAGCUAUAACAGUUGAGGAUAAGUUUGCGUUGUUUCAAGUUAAACAUAACGUACGUACGGAUGUACACCGUAGAUUGAUACUACGUCCGUGAAUCCAAACGCGUACCGUAUAAUUUUCUCUUCGAUGAAAAGUUGUUUGAAAUUUCACCGUACAAGUGGCGACGCAAGCGCAACUUGAAUGCUGAAAAGCUUUCGGUCGUUUGAUACCCUGAUAUGAAUCUUCGAAGACACUAGUCGAAGUCGAACAUCCGGAAAUCGAAUACUCAACACAUCCGAACUUGUCCAAAAUCUCCCUGUUUCAGAACGUCAGUCAACGUUCGCCUGAAACCUGGUCUCUCAGACGUCGCUCUUCGACAGUAUCCAUUCUUUCGUCGUUAGAAAUCCGUAAUUAUGACUCGUGCGGAAGACCAGACAUUCACUCGCCUGAUUCGUACGAAUGUAUUUCUUCUGAAACUGUCUGGAAUGAUUCCACUGGACGGUGAAAUUUUCUACAACUCGAUCCUCAGUUCUUGUCUGACGAUCGUGUCCUUCUCGAUUCUGAUGGUGCACACGUGUUCCUUCGUCUACGACGUCGUCAUUCACGCAGCGUACAUCGAAACCGUAGUCGAAUCCUUCGCUCUGAUCAUCUCUUUCUUAGGUGGCCUGAUCCGCAACGUGAUAUUAUACCGCUCUCGCGGAAAGGUUCGAGCGAUGAUAGCGUCCUUCGAGAGUCUUUGGAAAAUUCAGGACGUCGAAGAGCGCCGACUUAUCGCGACGUACGUGAAGAACGCGAAAAAUCUUACGUACUUUUUUCUAUCGCAGUGCAUAGUCACGAUUAUAUUCUACGCGAUUUCACCGCUCUUCGUGAAAUCUGAAGACGUUGAUGUCAACGCGACCAGGUUAUUACCGUACGCGUUUUUCUUGGAGGUUCAUCGGUCGCCUUACUACGAGAUCACCUACUUUCUUCAGGUUUCCAGCAUGCUUAACGUCGGAUUUACCUGCGUCGGUGUCGACAUGAUUGCACCAAUUUUCAUCAUGACCGCUUGCGGACAUCUGAGAGUCAUUCGGGGACGACUGGAAAGAAUCGGACGGAGUACGACAGUUGGAAAAACCGCUACAACGCGGGAAGACAUUCUUCGAUAUUUAGGAAAUAAUCCUCGAAGAAACGGAGGUGGGAGUGACCGUUUUUUAGAACCCGCACCGACGUCAGGGUUGAAGAAUUGCCUGGAUUAUCACAUGACGAUACUCUCAAUUUGCGAGGAGAUCGAACGAUUGACGAACGUUAUAUUUCUCACGCAACUCGUGGGCAGUACGUAUAUUCUGUCGACCGUUGGAUUCAAAUUGUCCGGGAAUGACCAGGACAAAUACAAAUACUCAACGCAGAUCAUCAUCGGACUCGUUCAACUUUUUAUUUGUAACUGGCCGUCGGAUACCCUGUCGUUGGAGAGCGAAGCGAUCGCGAGAGCCGUCUACUCCCUGCCAUGGUACCAGUGGUCGAACGGUAUGAAACGAUCUGUUAACAUCACAAUCAUGCGAGCUCAAAAACCAGUUCGACUGACAGCUGGAAAAUUCAUAUAUCUCUCACUGGAGACUUUCGCAUCGAUGACGUCAACAGCUGUUUCGUUCUUCACCAUGCUGAGGUCUUUAUAUACCACUUCUUCAGAAACUUACCCGGGGCGUCCGUUUGCCUCACGUAAUUCUGCUAUUAUCGAAACUUUUUGUCGAAUUGACACUGAUAAACCCGCCUAUAUAACUCAUGGAUGUGAAAGCGUAGCCACGAUUUGCGAAAUUCAGUUGAUUUCUGCAGUUCUUUGGAGCAACUUAAUUUUCGAGAACGUGGAUAUAAUAUACAAACGUCGUGGUGGUGCUGAGGUCAACUUUCGUAUGGCUCACUUGCGGCCCCUUGCUAGAAUCAUGCAUAUGAAAAAAUCUUUCUGGGAACAUUUUUGGUUGGCAAAAUUAUGCCUCCAAAUAGUAGGAAUCGUUAAUUUGAACGGACCACAGACUAAAUGGAAGAUUGUACUCUCGAAGUUUCUAAUGGUUGGUCCGAUAAUUUGCGUUAAUUCGGUUUUGUACGAACAACUACAUCUGUUGAUUUAUCAGAAACCCACGAACGAUGAGCUGGUGAAGAUCACAAUACUCUUGAUACCCAUUUUUGUGAUACAAUGCAGAGCAGUGAUGGUAAUCUUCAACAGCAUUCGACUCAAGCGAUUAAUUACGAUAUGCGAAGAUCUGUGGAACAAUUCAACCCCCCAGGAAUAUACUGUAAUUUUCCGAUGGGGGAAUCGCAAUAAUAUCAUUAUCAAGGUUUCCAUCACGUGUUCGGUAAUACUCAGCCUGUCAUAUCUGAUGAAUGCGAUAAUACAUAAAUUCAUCGCGCCUUCGAACGGAGCAGGAAGAUAUUCUCUAUUGUCAGCGAAGAAAAUUUUCACUCCGAGUCCCUGGUUUGAAAUUUAUGUCACCAUUCAGGUAAUAUUAACUUUCUAUUCGAAUUUUGCUCUUGCGUCCUACGACAUGAUGGGUCCUUUCAUGACUCUGAACAUGUGCGGGCAACUGGAUCUUAUGACAAAAUGGCUUGUGGAUAUUUCGAAGAACCUGUCAGACGCGUCGAAUCUGAAGUUCAAAGGAGUUGAGAAAAUGUCACUGGCAAAAGUCAUCCGCAAACACCAGGACGUUUUAGAAUUGUGCGCAAAAAUCGAGGAAGUGUCUCAAUAUUCCAUUCUGAUCAAAGUGGUGGACCUCUUGUACGUGAUAGCUCUCACAGCGUCCAGAAUUAUGGCCAGUUCUGCACAAUUGGGUGCCACGAUUUGGUACGCGGUAGCAGUUCUGUACUCAUCAUGUGGCCUUUUCUACGUUUGUUGGCCAGCGGAGAUGCUUUCUAAUUCUUGGGACAAAGUGGCGAAAGCGGUGUACGAGAUUCCGUGGUACAAACUUUCAAAAUCUGACAAGAAGACAGUGAUAAUCAUGUUGGCACAAAGUCAAAAUCCCGUGAUUCUUACGGCCGGAAAAUUUGUUGAUUUGUCACUGAAAACAUUUUACGCUGUGAUGUCCAACUCCGUGUCGAUCUAUUUGGUUCUGAGAAAUUUGUAG
This is a messenger RNA of Athalia rosae (coleseed sawfly), 4222 nucleotides long. RefSeq lists its product as uncharacterized. Lineage: Eukaryota; Metazoa; Arthropoda; Insecta; Hymenoptera; Athaliidae. Gene Ontology annotation, cellular component: plasma membrane. The transcript is spliced from 12 exons. The record is from RefSeq and is a predicted model, not a curated record. Gene Ontology annotation, biological process: sensory perception of smell; detection of chemical stimulus involved in sensory perception of smell. The coding region runs from base 1544 to 4222 and encodes 892 amino acids. Gene Ontology annotation, molecular function: olfactory receptor activity; odorant binding.